Molecule: messenger RNA, 794 nt
Organism: Haliotis rubra (blacklip abalone)
Lineage: Eukaryota; Metazoa; Mollusca; Gastropoda; Lepetellida; Haliotidae
Exons: 3
Coding region: 7-654 (215 amino acids)
Source: RefSeq, a predicted model, not a curated record
ACAAAGAUGGGUUGGCUUCCUCGUCUCACCACCGCAGCCGCGGCCGGAUCCGCGACCUUUCUGAAGUUCUGCCGUUCAGGAGCGGACAUAAAGACCAUCAUGGAGGUUGAUAGUCGCUCUGUCCACUUGUCCAUCGGUUCAAGUUCGACAGUGGAUAUUUCUACAGCAUUCGUGGAAUUGGCAAGACACGUAAAAGGAGAGCUGAAAGAUGGCUUGGUACAGAAGAUGUUGGUGUGUGCCGGUGCUGCUGCUGUCGGGGGCGUCUCCUAUCUGGCCUGGAGGAAGUAUGGCAGGUCUAUCACCAGGCGGCUCUUCCAGAACGAGGACGAUGUCGAGGAGGAUCACGUGCUGGAGAAUAAUGGCGUCGACCACGAAGAUGAUGAUCAGGUCAACCAUGAUGAUGUUCGUGAUGAAGACAGUGAAUACUCUGAUGGUGAUGAUGGUGAUGAUGAUGACGUGUCUGAUGAAGAGAGCGACACCAGUUACCCUGACCUUGAGACCUACGUGUACGGCUCGUGGGGGAGGGGUGACGCCGCCACGAUGUUCUCCGACGAGGAGAUUGACGUCCCCGCCAUGCCGGCCACCCGGAGGAGAGUACAGAGAUCUCGCAAGAGUCUCGUCCGUGCCGGGAGAUCGCGAGACUACACAGAUUAAGUGUCCAGGAUGUGGGUGUGCCAGGAACAGUGUGGAUGAGGUGUGGUUGUUACUGAGAUGUGGGGUAUUGUGUUUGUGUGCACAUGGAUAUGGACCGUGGAUGUUGUGUUCAUUUUGAUGUGGGCGUGGCACAUGGAUGU